AUGCAAUGGCACAAAAUAGCCACUCUUGUAUACACACUGCAUAAUUUUGUUCUCGUAAUUGUGUAUAACUUUCAUUAAUAUCAUUUUAGUCAAUUUACCGGAUUCUGAUUGGUUAAAGAUUAAUCGGCACGAAUACGCACGACUCCGCGUGCAUUAGUAUAGGAAAUUACACUUGUUCUCGAAGUAUUAAUGAAAAAUCACACUUGUGUUUAGCGUAAUAUUUAUAAUACCGCUCUAUUAUAAAUAUUUCGCCAAACACGUGUGCGAUUUUCAUUAAUACUUCUCGAACCGUGUAAUUUCCUAUACUAAUAGGCAAUUCCAGCUUUUAGUUUAUGCGCGCAGGGGAUGAUGGGAAGUAAGGUAUCAUAUUGCUGAUUAUGCUGAAAGAUUUCAAUAAAAACUGCCGAAACAACCGAAAUAUUUCAAUAUUUACAAGUAUAAGCUGUCACUCCGUGUUUACACGGCCGCCAUUUUUAUUCUAUCCGUGCGCGCAUAAUCAGCAAUAUGAUACCUUACUUCCCAUCCCCCCUGCACGCAUAAACUAAAAGCUGGAAUUCUUUCCUACCAUUGUGCCGUGUUCUUGGAAACUACCAAUCCAUAGACAUAGUUGAUGCCCAAAUAAUCACCUAUGAAAUUAUACUAAAACAAUUAUUCGCCUCAGGCUUGGUGAUUAUUGUUAAAUGAAAACUUCGACUUUGUCUCUGUCCCUACUCACCGAUAAUCACCUAGCCUUAGGCGAAAAAUUGUUAAUUAUUUCUGUUUUCUAUAUUUAUAUUGAUAUUUUGUAAAGGGCCCACUGUAAUUGUUGUUAAGCUGUUGUGGUGUCCCAGCUUCUUUAAUGCAAUUAUUGUAUGAUGUUUGGAAGCGAAGCACAAUAAAUAAAUAAAUAAAUAUUUUUUUGUUUUACAUUUAGCUUGAGAAACAACAAAAGGAAAAUUUUGGUAAAGCAGCUCGACUUCGUGAACAGUUGAAGCGACUAUGGGCUAAACUUGAUAUAGAAGAUAGUGAACAAGAAAGAUGUAGUGCGGCAUGUUCUGGUUUUAGACCUUCUGCAGUACUCAAGGUAAGUAAAUACACUCUUGUAAUCUGCCUUUCAAUAAUAUUUCGAGGAAACGAGUUUUUAUUUGGAAGUAGUGGAGGGACGCGCGAAAAUGCGGGAUAUUGCGGGAGCAAUGAGAAACGUCAAUCCAGAGUCCACACAAUUCACACGUCACGCAUGGCAAAAAAUGUUACGUUUUUUACUUGGCUUUUUAUACUAUAUCUUACAAUAAAUUUUCUACUGAUUCUUUUAUCAGCUGAAGGCGGAAGUUGAGAAGUUGGAAGCAUUGAAGGUUUUGCAUAUCAAGAAAUUUAUUGAGGGUUCAAGGUAUUAAGUUCAACUAUUUCCAUGUAACUUUUCUGCACAUAUUUUCCUUAGUUUACCUUUUUCUGCUACAUAAGAGAUAUUUGUUUGUAUGAGGCAAGUGAUCAAUUUGCCUUUCUCACGCCGCCAUUUUUGGAUGGCUUUCAGUCAGCCGAAGUCUGCGAGAUAAGUCCACAUGAUAACAUUUCUAUAAUAUUUUGGACGAAUGAUGGUAAAUUUGCUUUGUAAAUGGUUAGUUUAUUUUGAAAAAUUACUUUUCACAUUGUUUUAAUUGUUUGCGUUGGUUAACGAGAAUUAGAUGCCACCCAAAAAUGGCGCAUAUUCGUCAUUGUGAGAAAGGCUAAUUGACUCAGAAUUGUAACGCAAUAAAACUUUAUGAUCCGUGGUUUAGGAGAGAACUUGACGAAAUUUGGGAUAAAUGUUAUUUUGGAGAGUCGCAAAGACGCGAGUUCACUCCAGCAUUUGAUGGUAUGUAGUAACUAUUCUGAAACAUAGUAUAACAAUAUAGGCUGAUUAUUGGGCCAUCCAUAAUUAUCAACAUUUUCACAUGCAUACAAAACGUACCGCGCGUACGGGUAAAUUAAUGACUGUUACACACCGCAUCUAAUAUAUUUUUUGUUUUUUCAGAAAACUUCAACGAAGACGCCCUUACUCUACAUGAGCAUCAAGUCGAAGUUAUGAGAAAUUAUUAUGAGGAAAACAGCGCAAUUUUUAAAUUAGUAGAAAAGAGGGAAAAUAUGUGGAAGAAAUUUUUGGAGUUCGAGGUACUAGACAAUAUUUGCAAAAAAUUUAAGAACAUUUUAAUCACCAACUGUAUAAAUAUUUAAUUUGUUAUUUCAUAUUUAACUUUUGUGCCUGUUUUCCUCAGCAGUUUCACUAAAUUGUCAUGUACAAUUCUUAAUGUUUCUUUUAUGCUGUUUUAAAGAGUAAAGAAAACGAUCCAAACAGAUUGUUUCUUAAUCGAGGUGGUGCCUUACUGAAAGAGAUGAAGACAAGAAACACUGUGCAAAAAGGUUUACCCAAGGUAAACAAAAUUUAGCUUAUAAAGAAAUAUAGAAUAAUUUAUUACAAUAAUCAAAUCAUUGAUGAAAUCUGUCAUAGCCUUCCCUAUUGUUGAUUGCCCUUGAUUUUUAAAAUUGAUAUCAUGCAUGAUUGCUCCAUCUAUUGUUUAGAUUAUUCGUGAUGUUUUGCACCUGCACUACCUGGCUGUUUGAAUCGGCUGUUAUAGCUUGAUCAUAUAUAUAGCCUGGUUUUGACGACAAUAUAUUCCACUAUAUUCUGGCACCCAAUGCUUCUUCUAUAAUACCUUUUUCUGACUUCUUGAGGUCCUGUUCCUAUCUUCUUUAACGAAUUAAAUAUUUCAAAGUAUUCAUCAUUAUCAGUAAUUGCGUUUGUAAAGAAACGUUAAAAUAUAUUUUGGAAGAACAUGCAGCAGUAAUAAACGUGACAUGAGUUGAUGUUGUGUGUGUGUGGUUUUCUCAUUCAGGUUGUAGAGGAGCUGAAGAACACAAUAGCAUCAUGGGAACAUGAUAACGAGAACCUGUUUCUAGUGAACGGAGAAAGAUAUCUGGAUGUUAUGGAACGUCAGUGGUUAAACUAUGAAGAAGAAAAGAAAAGAGCAAUUGCAGAAAGGGUAUAAAAUAUUGACCUUAAUAAUAAAUCCUCUGGAGUCUACAACAAACGGCAACAGAGCACAGCUUUGAUCUAAUGUGCCGGAUUUAAUAUAUUUUUAUUUGUCUUUGUAGCAAAAAGCGAAAAAGGAAACUCUCAACAAAGAGAUGGUCUAUGGAUGCACACCUAGCAAAAAGUAAGAAUAUACAUGCAGUAACUAUCCCACAGAAAAAAAUGUUUCUUGCCAUUUGACUUGAUGAACAUUAUAGCAUAAUUCUAGGAUAAUUAAUAAUACUGCGAUAAAAUUAGUGUAUGAUAAGAUACGUGAAAAAUUCCUUUAUCGCAGUUGAUCUUUAUGACUAAAAACCAUGUAAAUAUUGUUAUAACUCCCGAAAAUAGUUUUUGCUUGAGCAUAUUGCUGGAUGACUAUCAGGCCUGCAAAUAAUUUUUGCUUGGAAGGACAAGACAAAAAGUGGUCGGGCAUUUAUCAGUUUUUCUCGGACAAUGGACAAAGGAACAUUCAUUUCAAUUUUGUUUUUUAAAUUAGUACAAUGUAUUUCGGCUGUUCACGUUGAUCUGCACUGCAAUGCGUCCUAAUGCAUCCGUAAAUUUGGGUUAAGGUUAUCAUGGGUGAAGGCGAUUUACAUUAUUAUUUGUAAUUAAAUCGUACGGCUUAAUGCCGCAAGAAAAGUGGAAAAGUGUUGUUUAUAUCGCUUUGGUUUCAUUAAUAAAAACGCGCUGAAAUCAGUUUUUUGAGAUGAGACAUUUGACCAGACUAAAUCGGUCGGUUACUGUGCAUGUCCAGUCAUAAAAAGCUUUAAUCAAAAGGUAAAAUUUGGUCGGACAAUGUCCAAUGACCGAAACUAUUUUGCAGGCAUGUUCAUAAAGCAUGCCACACACCAUACGAUUUGUGUCUAAUUGAACAUUUGUUUUAAUAAUUGUAGAACACCUGCGAAAACUCCACAAGGCAAACGUCUACGCUCUGCCAGCAAGGUAAUAUACACAAGGUCAAGGAGAUAUUUUUAUUAUACGAUUAUUUUGUGUUCUCACGUUGAAUUCUAUUUCGGUAAACAGCUGCAGUAAAAAUAGUUAUAUGGUUCUUGUACUCUAGAUGAACUCCACUGCAAGUUCAACUGCAACAACACCAUCGAGGUUAUUUCAAUCAAGUGUGGUCUGUAGAUCUCCCCUAACACCACGUAAAAAUCUUAUGUCUGCUUUGAAUAAGCCUCCAAAGGUAGCCAAAGGCAAAGUAGUCAAGGUUUGUACAGUAAUUACUCCAUAUUUCAACCUCCUCCGCACGCCAUUCUAAAAAUAGGUACGCUAAGCGUACAUGGAUCUGCGCAAAGAAGUUUUAUAAUGGUGCUCCGAUGCUGUGAAAAAUGCAUUCCCGUUGCCGUUUCUCCUGAAUAAUGAAGAUGGCGCAGGACAAUUGAAAUCAUUACUUUUAUAGUAUAAAUUUAGAUGUUAAAGUGAAGAAAUUAGCAGUGGCGAAGCCGCAAUUUAGUCAUGCUAUGCGAAUAUUUCCGUGUUCAUAGUCCGUGAAAACAAUCAAUUUCUAAAGAAAUGAAUAAUGAUAAUGGUAUUAAACAUGCAUGUAAUGUUCGAUUCCCUGGCAUCUAUGCCAAGAUCGUGAUACAGAUGGGUUCAAAUAUUCUUUAAUGUACAUUUUAAUAAGCCUUCUCGGGCUCGUUUUGGUGACCGAAUUUGAACAGAAUUUUUGAACCUGAACGAGGCUAAGACGGCUUUUAUAAAAAAAUAUUUGAACCCAUCUGCAUUAUCAAAGUUGUUUCUAGGUAAUUAGUAAUAUUAUGCAUCUACAGACGUAUUUAAUUAGUUGUUGAAAAGAUUGUUUUGUGGUGAAACUUUUAUUACGUGUGGACAUUAAAAUGCUUCAUGUAUAUAAACCGGGCUUUUGUCUCUACGACGGAACGACCACGCCCAAAUUUUGAAACCUUAAAAUAUAGUCGUUCAACUUCAUUACAUGACAAUUUAAUUUUUUACUGGGGAUUUUUAUUCAUUUCUUCCACUUUCCCUAGUUGACCUUCUUGUGAUGUAAUUAGUAUAACUUACUUACCGUAUAUUUGUCUUCUCUGUGGUCUUCUAGAAUCAAAGAAGACGAUCCUCUCGGCUUUCAAAAAAACUUGCCAAGAAAGUUUCAAGCAAACCACUGAAUGCAACGUCAUCUGGGUCAUCAAGAAAUUCAACAAUGAUUGUCGCGCGAUCUGGACGUGCUGUCGCCAAAGAAUCGUUAUCAUCUUGUACGUCCUAUACUGAUUUUGCAGUGAGUAUUCCCCAGUCAGACUAGUUCGUAUGAAAUAUAGUUACAUAGUGAUUUAUCCUAUGUGCAGUAAGUAUUACUCAGUCAGAUUAAGUGCGUAUGAAAUACAGUGUAGUGAUUUAUCCUAUGUGCAGUGAGUAUUCCACAGUCGGACUAGUUUGUAUGAAAUAUAGUUACAUAGUGAUUUAUCCUAGUUCCUAUGGAAUAUGAUACUGUGGUGAUUUACCCUAUAUACUAUCAACCACGUGCCCAGGCUCUUUCCACUAUACGCUCCUCGCAGCGAGGAGGUUGAUGUACUACUUGAUCAGACCAUAUCAGACUAGUGAUAGUUGUUAUUUUAUUUUAGAGUGGUUUACGUGAACAAGAGCCAACAGAAGUGUUAAAUAGCACUCGCUCUCAAAUGGUGACAUUCGUGUAAGUCAAACAUUGGCCAGUUACACAGAAUCAUAAGUGUUCGCGUGGUGAUGCACAACAUGUACAGUAUAUAUAGAAAUAAAUAGUGUGUGUACGAUAGAACUAUGGAUAUAUAAUAAAUAUAUAUAUAUAUAUAUA
Paramuricea clavata is the source of this 5804-nucleotide messenger RNA. The record is from the annotation of a GenBank genome assembly. NCBI's taxonomy places the organism in Eukaryota, Metazoa, Cnidaria, Anthozoa, Malacalcyonacea, Plexauridae.